Molecule: messenger RNA, 2007 nt
Organism: Papaver somniferum (opium poppy)
Lineage: Eukaryota; Viridiplantae; Streptophyta; Magnoliopsida; Ranunculales; Papaveraceae
Product: xylose isomerase-like
Exons: 21
Coding region: 236-1666 (476 amino acids)
Biological process (GO): carbohydrate metabolic process
Molecular function (GO): xylose isomerase activity
Source: RefSeq, a predicted model, not a curated record
UACAUUAGAUAAACACUGAGGACGUAGUUAUCUCAAAAACUCAAAACCUUCAUUAUUAUUGAUAUUACCUCGUCAUUCUCAAAUAUUUGUUCUUUUAUAUAUAAAACUACGGUGUGAUCUCACUAUCUCAUCAUCUUUCUCUCUUCUUUUCAUUUUUCGUUUUUCAAGAACUUCAGUUUUACAACAUUGAAAUUUCUCUCUUUCUGGAAACUAAGGCAUUGCUGUAAACAUAUAAAUGAAGAUUAAGGAUAUUAUUUUGGGUUUGGUGUGCUUGAAUGUGAUCACACUUGCAGUUAUUGCUAGUAGUCCCCUUACUUGUCCUGCUGAUCUUGGAAAGGAAUGUGCCAGUGAUGGUGAAUGGAAGGGGGAAUUCUUCCCUGGCAUUCCUGAAAUCAAGCAUGAGGGUCCUUUCAGCAAGAACCCACUUUCGUUUAAAUGGUACAAUGCGGAGGAAGAGAUUCUUGGAAAGAAAAUGAAGGAUUGGAUGAGAUUUAGUGUUGCCUUUUGGCACACUUUCCGUGGAACAGGAGACCCUUUUGGUGCACCUACCAAGGUCUGGCCAUGGGAAGACGGUACUAAUUCAUUGGCAAUGGCCAAAAGAAGAAUGAGAGCAAACUUUGAAUUUAUUCGGAAGCUUGGUGUAGAUUUAUGGUGCUUUCAUGAUAGGGACAUUGCCCCAGAUGGAAAAACCUUGGAGGAGUCCAAUGCAAAUUUGGAUGAAGUGGUCGCUUUGGCAAAAGAACUUCAGGGAAACAAAAUCCAUCCUUUGUGGGGCACAGCUCAGUUGUUCAUGCAUCCUCGCUACAUGCAUGGUGCUGCUACUAGCUCCGAUGUAGGUGUCUAUGCUUAUGCCGCAGCCCAAGUCAAGAAAGCCAUGGAGGUCACACAUUAUCUCGGUGGUGAAAAUUAUGUCUUCUGGGGUGGUCGCGAGGGUUAUCAAACUUUAUUGAACACCGAUAUGAAAAGAGAGCUUAAUCAUUUGGCAAGAUUUUUGGAAGGUGCUGUUGCCUGGAAGAAAAAGAUUGGAUUCAAAGGGACUUUACUGAUCGAGCCAAAGCCUCAAGAACCAACUAAGCACCAGUAUGACUGGGAUGCGGCAACUACAGCUGCAUUUCUACUAAAAUACGGACUUUCUGGUGAAUUCAAACUCAACAUUGAGUGCAACCAUGCUACACUUUCUGGUCACAGCUGCCACCAUGAGCUUGAGACCGCCAGAAAUUUUGGGAUGCUUGGAAACAUUGAUGCAAACACCGGAGAUCCUCAGAUUGGAUGGGAUACUGAUCAGUUCCUUACUGACAUUGGAGAAGCAACUCUGGUUAUGCUCAGCGUUGUCAGGAAUGGAGGACUAGCACCAGGAGGAUUCAACUUCGACGCAAAAUUACGACGAGAGAGUACCGAUGUCGAAGACUUGUUCAUCGCUCAUAUCUCAGGAAUGGAUACAUUGGCCCGCGGACUUCGAAAUGUUGCCAAGCUGCUUGAGGACGGAUCACUAACUGAGCUUGUUCGUAAGCGGUAUGAGAGCUUCGACACAGAAAUUGGUGCCCAGAUAGAGGCUGGAAAGGCUGAUUUUGAAGCACUUGAGAAGAAGGCAAUGGAAUGGGGAGAACCGAAGGUUGGCUCUGCAAAACAGGAAUUGGCUGAAAUGCUUUUCCAAUCAGCACUAUAGCUUAUGUUAAGUACAGAGUUCUUCUUUUACCAGUCUGUAGAGGUUUGCUGAACGAAGUGACCCCAUUGAAAAAGAAGGAAAUAAAUAUGUAUGGACUGACUACUGUUAUAGUCUGUUUUGAAAAAUUAUUGGAAACCAAAUGGUGAUACUGUAAUAUGAACAAGUUCCAAGUUGAAAAUUAUUUCAACCGUCUCUCAAUUUCGAUUAUAGCUGUUCCAUAUGAGUUUCAGACCGAUCUUCAUCUUUGAUUUAAAUCUGUUAGGUCAUUUUGCUCGUAUGCCUUCAGGAGUUGUGGUCUGAGACGGGAUGAGUUAUGGUAUAUCAAUUUUUCUUUCAAGUCU